GAGACACAGAAUCUGAAGCAGGCUCCAGGCUCUGGGCUGUCAGUACAGAGCCUGCUGCAGGGCUCAAACUCACGAACCAUGAAAUCAUGACCUGAGCCAUGCUGGACGCCCAACCAGCUGAGCCACCCAGGUGCCCUGAAGAAGACAUUUUGAAAUAAGGUUUUUGAUUUCAUCCUUCCUCAGUUGUGAUAAAAAACAUAAAUUAUUUCUCAAAAAUAAUGACUAUUUUCAAUGUAAAGACAAACUUCUAUCAGAAAAAUCCCUAACCCUCAACUUUAUUUUGCCUUUGAAUGCAAAUUCCAAAUAAAUUCUUGUAAGAUCUUCCUUUAACUUAAGCACAUGUUUAGACUGUGAGUACUAUUAGUAUUAUAAUUGAUUUUAUACCUUUUGAAUAUAUCUGGAACACACGAUUGGGGUGAAUCAGUACUUUUAGUUAUGAAAAGUUAAAACAUGAACUAAAGAGAACUCUGAAUUUUGUUUCAAUGAAGGUGAGAUAUUUUCAAAGAGGAGAAAAUCCAACUGCAAAUAAGUUUAGUUUAUUCCAUAUGCACAACAGGUAAGUUUUAGGAAAGGAAUGAUUAAACUCAAACUAAACAUAUUUGAACUUCAUUCUUUUGAAAAAAAUAAUGAUAUUUUGUAUUGCAAUAACUACUGAAGUAUGAAUUUAUCUUGUAGAUGUACAAUAAAACUAAAUACAGAAAUCUUACUGUUUAAGAUUAGACCAAAAUCCUUUAAAGUUUAUUUUAUCCUACAAAGUAAUGUCUUUCCCUUUAUUUCUUAAAAUAUUGUUAGUUAGAGUAAACAAUUAAAAGGAUACUCAGUGAUAGGUAUUUCCUAGUUUGUUUCUUUUCAAAAAAAUUAUUGAAAUAAACUAAAAAAAUAUGGGUUUCAGGCAAUAUCUAUUUCUUGAAAUCUUUAGAAUUAGUUCUCACUUAUCUGUUAAGACUUAGAUAUGCUUCUGUCCUUUUAAAUGAUACUUCUAAUUUCCUAACAGUCCAGUAGAGGAUGUGAUGACUUUUAAAUUCCUCCAAAGGAAAACGUACUAGAGAAGAAAAAAAUCUGCUGCUCGGUUGCUUGGGUUUCAAGACUGGAGAAUAGUGGAAAUCUAACAUAGUUUCUCAAUGACCUACUAUAGAGAUAUUCGCACUUAUGCUCUUCAGGUAGAUGUUAAAAAAAUAAAUAAACAAAGAGAUGGGCUACAAGAACAUGAUGACGAAAGAUGCUCUCUCUUUGCCACAUCUACUACAAGAAUAAAGACGAUUCUCAGCAAUCAGACUGUCGACAUUCCAGAAAAUGUCCACAUCAUUCUGAAGGGAUGCACUGUUAUUGUGAAGUGCCCCAGAGGAACCCUGGGAAGGGACUUCAGUCACAUCAAUGUAGAACUCAGUCUUCCUGGAAAGAAAAAGAAGAGGCUCCAAGUUGACAAAUGGUGGGGAAAUAGAAAAGAACCGGCUACCGUGUGCACUAUCUGUAGUCAUAUACAGAUCAUGGUCAAGGGUGUUACAUGGGGCUUCUGUUGCAAGAUGAGGUCUGUGUAUGCUCACUUCCCCAUCAAUGUUGUUAUCCAGGGGAAUGGUUCUCUUGUUGAAAUCCGAAAUUUCUUGGGUGAAAAAUACAUAUGCAGGGUUCAGAUGAGGCCAAGUGUUGCUUGUUUUGUAUAUCAAGCCCCGAAAGAGGGGUUAAUUCUUAAAGGAAAUGACAUUGAACUUGUAUCACAUUCAGCUGCUUUGAUUCAGCAAGCCACAACAGUUAAAAUCAAGGAUAUCAGAAAGCUUUUGGAUAGUAUCUGUGUUUCUGAAAAAGGAACAGUUCACAGGUUGAUGAAUAAGAUCUAAGUUGUCCAGCUACAGAAACAGAAAGGUGACAGAUGAUUUUUCAGACUUAUUUGUAAUAUUUUAAAGAUGCAAGAAAGGCUGUAUUAAUUUGGGGAAAAAGUAAAAUAAACAAAGAAACAUUCUCUCUCUUCUGGCCCCUAAAGCAUUGUUUCAUCAAAGUCUCACCCACUGAAUCAGUAUUUAUUGAAAACUCAACACUACGAGUGUUAGACAUCAUUGUAUAUUACAGUGACGAUGUGAAGAAACAUAAAAACACACCUUACCCUUGAUUAACUCUUGGUCUAAUUUGUGGUAAAAUAUGAUUGAUGUUAAUAUUAUAACCAAGAAUGGAGAGCUCUAGGAGAAAAGAGGAAAGAGGAGGGCAAGAACUAACUUGGCUACAAUGAAUCAGGAAAGUGAUCAUCAAGCAGACUGAGCACAUGUUCACGUUAGCGGCAUACAAUUUUAGAACCAAUAGGGAAUUUAGAGAUUAUCAAUCUGUAGAUUAGGUACAAAUUUAAAAGUUUCAAGUGUUCAGUACAAAGUGAAACUUAAUAUUGAUUUAUUCGACAAGUGAAUAUUGAGUACCAACUGGUCAGUAGAGGAGUAAGUUCUGAUGAUCUAAUGUAUCAUAUGGUGACUAUAUUGUAUAAAGGAAAUUUGCUAAGAGACUGGAACAGAAAUGUUCUCACAAAAAAAAAGUGAGAUGAUGUAUUUCUCAAUUACUUGUUGAAGAGAAUCAUCCUUUCAAAAUAUAUACCAUAUAACAAAGUAUCAUAUUGUGCAUUA
This is a messenger RNA of Acinonyx jubatus (cheetah), 2603 nucleotides long. Its product is annotated as 60S ribosomal protein L9-like. The coding region runs from base 1122 to 1835 and encodes 237 amino acids. Gene Ontology annotation, molecular function: structural constituent of ribosome; rRNA binding. Gene Ontology annotation, cellular component: cytosolic large ribosomal subunit; ribosome. NCBI's taxonomy places the organism in Eukaryota, Metazoa, Chordata, Mammalia, Carnivora, Felidae. The record is from RefSeq and is a predicted model, not a curated record. Gene Ontology annotation, biological process: cytoplasmic translation. The transcript has a single exon.